GCCGAAGGGGGGCGGCAACGCAACACCCUCGCUUCCGGUCAGCCCUUAUUUCGUCUCGGUGCCUUCGUCGCUUGUCGACGCGGCCGUAAAUCCGAUUUUCGCCCUCACCGCAUCAAAAGCGUCGAUAGGUGAUCGUUGCAUUCGUUGAGGUUGACCGUCCGCGUCCUGAUCAUUUGCGCAAGCGCGACGUACACGAAUGGAGGUCACGUCUGCGCCCUAAAGCAGAAUUCUGAGCGCCGUCUCGUCUUCUCGCUCGGCCCUCAGUGAGGAUGCUGCAGAUGAUGAAGCUGACGUCGGCGGCGGCGGCGGCGCGCGGUCUGGCCCGCCGUGCGAGCUUGCCGUCUCGGCCCCUUCCCCGUCGUCCCGUGUCCGCCGCCUCCGCCCCUCUGCUGGCCUCCAAGCAGUUCAAAGGUCAGGGGAAGGAGCCGAGGCCAAAGGUGAAAGCCGACAAACAGGAAGUGGAGAUCAGGCAGACCAUGACCGUGGAGGCCCUCGCGCGAGCCAUGAACAAACACCCUGAUCACGUGCUGGAGGCCUUGGCGAACACGCCGCUGGACGUGUCGCGCGCGGGCCCGUCCUCGGUGCUGGAGGAGCGUUGGAUCAAGGAAGCGGUGAGGCGCUCGGGCAUGAAAUUCCGCUGGGAGAAGCUGAGCGAGGAGCCGCGGCGCCACAACCGAGACGCCGUGCCCAGACCCCCCGCCGCCGGCGGCGGCGGGCUGGUGCGGCGCCCCCCGGUGGUCACCGUCAUGGGCCACGUGGACCACGGCAAGACCACGCUUUUGGACGCUCUGAGGAAAAGCCAAGUGGCCGCCUCCGAAGCCGGCGGCAUCACGCAGCACAUCGGAGCCUUCGGAGUGGAGUUGGCGACGGGCGAGAGGAUCACCUUCCUGGACACGCCGGGUCACGCCGCCUUCUCGGCCAUGAGGGCCCGCGGCGCCCACGCCACCGACAUCGUCAUCCUGGUGGUGGCCGCCGACGACGGCGUCAUGACGCAGACCGUCGAGUCCAUCCGGCACGCCAAGCGGGCGGCAGUUCCCCUCAUCGUGGCGGUGAACAAAUGCGACAAAGCUCAGGCCGAUCCCCAGAGGGUCAAGCGGGAGCUGCUGGCCCACGACGUGGUGUGCGAGGACUUCGGGGGCGACGUGCAGGCCGUCCACGUCUCGGCCCUCAAGGGCCACAACCUGCCGGCGCUGGCCGAGGCCACCGCGGCGCUGGCCGAGAUCCUGGAGCUGAAGGCGGAACCCGACGGCGCCGCCGAGGGCCUGGUGCUCGAGAGUCGCACGGACAAAGGCAAAGGGUCGGUGACGACCACGCUGGUCCGGCGCGGGACGUUGCGGCGAGGCUGCGCGCUGGUGGCGGGCAAGACCUGGGCCAAGGUGCGCUCGCUGUUGGACGAGCGCGGCCGCGCGGUGGAGGAGGCGGGGCCCGGCGUGGCCGUGGAGGUGCUGGGCUGGAAGGAGGCGCCCUCCGCCGGGGACCUCGUCUUGGAGGUGGAGUCGGAGCAGCGCGCCAGAGAGGUGGCGGCGUGGCGCGGUCGGGAGGAGGAGCUGGAGCGGCUGGGGGCGGAGGAAAGCGCCGUGGCGGCCAAGCGGCGGGACCACGACCGCGCCUACAGGAAGGAGAGGGCGGAGCUGGCGCACCUCAGCUGGCGGCAGAGGAAGGCGCGGCUCUACCGCGACAACAAGAGCGCCUUUGCCAGCCUCUUUGUCCGCAAAAGUAUCGCCGGGCGCCAACUGCCUCGAGGAGCCGUCGCGACUCGUUAUUUAUUUUUUGGCCGGCCAGCCGAUGUGGACGGCUCCUUGGAGGCCAUCUUGAACAUCCUGGACACCUACGACGCCGACCAUCAAUGUCGCCUGGACGUGGUUCACGUUGGCAUCGGCGACGUCUCGGAAAACGACCUCAACAUGGCGGAAACCUUCGGAGGCAGCGUGUACGGCUUCAACGUGGCGGCGAGCAAGGCCAUCCGGCAAACGGCGGCGCGCCGCGACAUCGCCGUCCGGCUUCACGACGUCAUCUACAAAAUGGUGGACGAGCUCAAGGCCGAGCUGGCCGACAAGCUGCCGCCGCUGCUGGCGCGCCACGUCCUGGGCGAGGCCACGGUUCUGGCCGUGUUCGACGUGACGGCGGGCAAGAAGAAGACGGCGGUGGCCGGCUGCCGCGUGCUCAAAGGUCAGCUGGAGCGCAAGAUGAAGUUUCGACUGAUUCGCGGCGGCGAGACGCUUUGGGAGGGAGGCCUGCUGGCGCUGAAGCACCACAAGGAGGACGUGAGCGCCGCCGGGGCGGGCAGCGAGUGCGGCCUGUCGGCCGACGGCGACGUGGCCUUCCUGCCCGGCGACCUCGUCCAGUGCUUCCGGGAGGUGGAGGAGCCGCGGGUCAGCGCCUGGGACCCCGGAUUCUGAGGGCCCCCCCCCCGUUUGAAAA
Hippocampus comes (tiger tail seahorse) is the source of this 2421-nucleotide messenger RNA. It is a transcript of the gene mtif2, whose product is annotated as mitochondrial translational initiation factor 2. Gene Ontology annotation, biological process: translational initiation. The transcript has 12 exons. The record is from RefSeq and is a predicted model, not a curated record. Lineage: Eukaryota; Metazoa; Chordata; Actinopteri; Syngnathiformes; Syngnathidae. Gene Ontology annotation, molecular function: GTPase activity; GTP binding; translation initiation factor activity. Gene Ontology annotation, cellular component: cytoplasm. Bases 270 to 2399 code for a protein of 709 amino acids.